AUGGAUCGACUUAUUGCUCGUAUGGAGCCUAGCCAUAUUUCCCUAGAAAAGAGUGAAGAACUUCCCAUAUCGGGGAAUAUUUCCUCUCCAUCACUUACGAGGACACGAAGGAAAUUAUUAAGAAAUAAUCGUGAGACUUCGUGGGUACCAAAUCAUUCAACUUCUAAUCCUAGUUCGAGUUCUAGUUCAAGUUUGAGCUCAAGUGCCAGUUCUAAUGCUAAAACUAGUCCGGGCCCACCUAUGCAAAAUAGCUCUCCUGUAUCGCCACGCCAACAUACCGAUGUAAAUAAACUCCCAUCUCGAAAUACCUCCAAAACUUCAAUAAAGCAAGAGGAUAUUGCACCCCAACCUCGAAUACCCCAAAUAAAACUAAACGACCAUUCCAUAAUGAAAAACAAUGAAAAGAGAAUAGGAACAGAUAUGACUGAAGAAGAUGACAAUGAAGAUGAUAAACCUAUACUUAUACGGAGAACAUCUAGAAAGAAUUUGGCGUCAUUACUUGAACGAGCGGCUAAAAAGAAAGUUCACAGGGCACCAACAACCUCGACAAAACAAGUAGAUUAUUCUUCUUCCAAUACGGGCACGUUCAGUGAAUGUAUGUUUAAAUCAACAGAUGAUUUUAAUGCUUUUAACAAGACUGAUGAUUCUCUCGCUAACCUAGAGGGUGAAAAUGAUGCUAUAUCAGCGAAAUUAGGACUGUCUAAUAGCUCAAGAAACAAAUUAAGAUCAUCAUCCUCCUCUCCAUACGAAAGGGAUAAAAAUAAAAAGAACCUAUUCAUCGACAUCAAAGGCAACAUAGUGGAGGAAGUAUACAAAGUUACAAGAAUCAAAAAAUCGUUCAAUUCUUUGCAUGAUAAAGAUAGACUUAUAAAUCAAUUUUUACAACCAAGAAAUGGAUUACCAUCAUCCUCAUUACAAUUAAAAUUUUCAGGUACAAUGACUCCGCUAGAUCAUAGAUCUGGCUUUACAGGCAGUUUAGAUCACUCGAACAAAUCAUUACAAAGUCUAUUAUAUCAUGACCUGGAGAAUCCAUCGACAACUACAUCUUCCUUCUUAUAUAGAGAAGAUCAAGUCUCACCGUCUCACUUUCUCAAAUUAUCUAGAGGUUCAGAAUCUUCAGAAGCAAUGGAUUCAAACUCCUCGUCAUCGACAUCAUCAUCAUCAUCGCUUCGAUCCUCAGCAUCUUCUUCAAGAUCAUCUUCUUCUGAAUCAAUUUCUUCACAUUCUUCUUCUUUUACUUCUGACUCUUCAGCGUCAGUGUCCUCAAAAUCAUCAUCGAUACGGCAUACUAAUAGUCCAGGUAAAUCCUCAUCCUUUGAAGACUCUGAACUAAACGACGCAUUAGAAGAUAUGGAUGACGAUUUAAAUACAACCACCACAACGGACUUAACGCUGGAUAUUAAUGAAGUUGGGUAUUAUGAUUAUCACAUGUCACUUCGGUUGAAAAAUUGUGAACUUAUGAUGAAGGACAACUUGAAAAAUAUCAUCUUACAAAGGGAAAAUGAAUUAUCUAAAAAUCUUUCUAAUUUUGACCUUCAAUAUGAUGAUCUGAAGAGGAUUAGGGGACAAAUUAUAAAUUUACAGAAAUUAGUUGAAAAUGAUUAUUUAGUAAUACUAAGAGAAGAUUUCAAUGCGGAAAAUAAAAACUCUUUUGAAUCUCAUUUGACUAAGAUUUUGGAUAUGAAUGUGACAAAAUUGGAGGAAUUAGAGAUAAGAAUGAAGAAUUGUGCAGAUAGGUUAAAUCAACAAAAAGAGACAAUGAAAAAAUUGGAAAGUUUGUCAUUUUUGGAAAAUUCAUUGAAAAUCUCUAAGAAAAAUAGUAAGUUCCUUUAUAAGUAUUGGUUUUUACUUUAUGAUCUUUUAGUACUGGGUUUCCUUUUGUUAUUAGCAUAUUUUGUGACACAUAAGAGAUAUGGAUAA
Naumovozyma dairenensis CBS 421 is the source of this 1920-nucleotide messenger RNA. RefSeq names its product Frt2p (gene FRT2). Gene Ontology annotation, cellular component: endoplasmic reticulum. Lineage: Eukaryota; Fungi; Ascomycota; Saccharomycetes; Saccharomycetales; Saccharomycetaceae. Bases 1 to 1920 code for a protein of 639 amino acids. The transcript has a single exon. The record is from RefSeq and is a predicted model, not a curated record.